CAUGACGAUACCUCGAUGGCAGCAGCGGUGGUCGUUGAGGCCAGAAUCCAGGUAAACUAACCAAGCAACCAACAACAACUCAGCCCCGUCCAGACCGAAGCGAAGACGAAGAAUAACCUACCUUCCCCGAGACGAGACAACGCACUCAGCCGCACAUCAUCCACUACCCACGACUAUCUACCCCGCUACCGUCCAUUCCCCUCGAGCUCCGGCGUUCGUAGUGUCGUCGCUCGCCCAGAUGGUCGCUCAGUCCGACCCGCUGCCCUCGCCCGACAUCCUGGUGGAGACGGCCACCACGCCUCCACGAGACCACGCGUCCAAUAAGAAGGAGGAGCUGCACGGCGGCCAUGUCGAGGAGCGGGAGGGAAAGGAGGACGGAGAGGAGAGAAAGGACGAGGGCGUGGACCUGACCGUGUCUUUGAUCACGUCGGUAGAGGCUGAAACACCGACAUCGGACGAGGUGGGGAAGCUCCCCAGCAACGCGGACGGCCCCGCGUCGUCAUCUCCGGACGAGGAUUGGGAUGCCAUCCGCACUCCACCUCCAGCUCUACGGGAAGACGCAAACACAGACUCGGAGUUGUCGGCUUUAGCUUCAACCCUCGCCAUCGCGCCUCCCCCUGCCAACGCUGACUUGACGCCGAGUGUUGUCGAACCGGAUGAUUUCCGCCCCCCAACACCGGUAAAGGACCCAACUCUGAAGCCCUUGGUCGCAUCUCCACCUCCUCCUUCUCCGCCGCCGAAAGAUGUGCCGCCGAAGGAUCUACCCCCCAAGGACCUACCUCGGAAAAGCUCUCUAUUGUCCGAAGUUUCUCCCAAUGGCCGCAUCUACCUCGACCAGCCGCCCGUCACGCCGCAUCCUAGCCGACCGAGCUCGCCUCUGCCCGGGCUGAGUGUGGCGUUCGGGGGUGCCACCACCGCAGGCAAGUCACAGCCGUCAUCUGACGACGAAAACGAUGGGACGCAAUCGGUGAUCCACGAUCUGUUCGAGAAGAGCCAUCGCGCAUCGAUGUCGGGAGAGCAGCUACAGCGCAUCCCAUCGGUCUCGUCAGUGAGCUCUCCAAUGAUCGCAUCGCCGCCUCUACACCCUCCGCGAAGCUCCUCGUUAUCGGCAGAAUCCGGGAACGAGCCGGAUUAUUCGCCUCCACCACCAGCUGCAGAAGGCAGUGAGCUAUCCGAGAAGUCGCCGCUUGCACAGACACAUUCAGGCCGCAGCAUAAGCAGUAUAUCCGGCAACAAAGCCACACCGCACCGACCCCCGCCGCCCGAUGAGGAUCUACCGUUCGACUUCCACCGGUUCUUAUCGCAAUUACGGCACCGCUCAGCCGACCCAGUCGCGAAAUUUCUCCGGAGCUUCUUGCAGGAGUUCGCGAAGAAGCAGUGGAUGGUGCACGAGCAGGUCAAGAUCAUCCGUGAUUUCCUGACCUUCAUAUAUGCCAAGAUGGAUCUGUGCGAGGUGUGGCGCGAGGUCGGCGACGGCGAGAUGGACAACGCAAUGGAAGGCAUGGAGAAGCUCGUCAUGAACCGCCUGUACACGCAGACGUUCUCGCCAGAGAUCCCGCUCCACGACGGGAAGGCGCGCUUCGACGAACGGUUCCCCGGCAGACGGGGUCAGCACCAGGAGGAUGUCGAGAGGGAUAGUAUCCUCGCGCAGAAGGUGCGGAUAUACUCGUGGGUGCGCGAGGAACACCUUGAUAUUGGAGAUACCGUCAGCGGCGAGGGCGGUAGACGGUUUCUGGAUCUGGCGGUCAAGGAGAUGCUCAAGAUGGGCAGCUAUAGAGCGCCGAGGGACAAGGUGAUCUGUGUUCUCAACUGCUGCAAAGUGAUCUUUGGGUUGUUGCGACACUCGAAGAGCGAGGAGAGUGCGGACAAGUUUGUGCCACUCCUGAUCUACGUCGUGCUACGCGCGAACCCGGAGCACUUGGUCAGCAAUGUGCAGUACAUAUUGCGGUUCCGAAACCCGGACAAGCUCUCGGGCGAGGCGGGCUACUACCUCAGUUCCCUGAUGGGCGCGAUCCAAUUCAUCGAGAACCUCGACCGCGCCUCCCUCACAAUCUCCGCCGAAGAAUUCGAGCGCAACGUCGAAGCCGCGGUGGCCGAGAUAGCCGAGCGCCCGCCGCCUCCGUCGCCACCGCCAAAGCCGCGCAGAUCCACAGAGCAGCGCGACACCCGGCCCUCACGGGAAAACACCGACCCCGAAGGCGCCGGCGAGGAGAAGGCGGCCGUUGCAGGCCUCCUGCGCACCCUGCAGAAGCCCCUGACCACCAUCGGCCGCAUCUUCACCGACGACGGGUCGUCCUCGUCCCACGGCGGCGGGCCCGCGGUAACCCCGCAGCCCGGGAACACCCCGCGACACUCGCCGAACCCGGAUCCGGACGACGCACUGCUCACCGCCGUCGGCGGACGGCGCCACCAGCAAAACUCCCGCAGGAGAUUGGACGGGGGCAACGCGAGACUCUCUGCCGAGGAGGCGGCGGCACGACAGGCUAGCGCUGAAACUGAAGAGGCUGCGAGAAUUGGCAGAAUGGAGUAUGAGCACGUCGUUGAAACGCUCAUGCGCAUGUUCCCGGACCUCGAUAGGGACGUCGUGUGUGACGUCGUCAAUAUGAAGAAGGGACAGGUCGGCGCGGCAGUGGAUGCGUGUUUGGCUUUGUGCACUUCUUGAAUUCUGGAAUCGAGUACUUUAGUUAUCACUAUUCGCUACAGCUGCUGCUGCUACUACUACUACUACUACUACU
Tricharina praecox is the source of this 2735-nucleotide messenger RNA. RefSeq lists its product as uncharacterized. The transcript has 4 exons. NCBI's taxonomy places the organism in Eukaryota, Fungi, Ascomycota, Pezizomycetes, Pezizales, Pyronemataceae. Gene Ontology annotation, cellular component: cytosol; endocytic vesicle. Gene Ontology annotation, molecular function: ubiquitin binding; guanyl-nucleotide exchange factor activity; small GTPase binding. Gene Ontology annotation, biological process: vesicle-mediated transport. Bases 239 to 2662 code for a protein of 807 amino acids. The record is from RefSeq and is a predicted model, not a curated record.